UCUUCCCCGAGCCGACCAGGCUGAUGGACCCCAAGGCGCGGCACGAGGUUUGGGACGUGCUGGCCCGCCUGAGCCGGCGCAGCAGCGUCCUGGUCACCACCUCGAGCAUCGAGGAGGCCGACGUGCUCGCCGACAGGCUGGUCAUCAUGCGCGAGGGACGCGUCGUGUGCGCCGGCUCCCCCACGUGGCUCAAGACCAAGUUCGACUCCGGCUUCUUCCUGCGCUUCACCAAGCUGUCCAACUUCAGCACACCAACCGCAUGGCCACCAUGCUUCAUUACCUGGAGAAGCGGUGCGCCAUCUUGGGCAUCGCGUUCAUGAGCCUGACUUACUGCACGCUGGAGGACGUCUA
This is a messenger RNA of Dermacentor andersoni, 351 nucleotides long. RefSeq lists its product as uncharacterized. NCBI's taxonomy places the organism in Eukaryota, Metazoa, Arthropoda, Arachnida, Ixodida, Ixodidae. The record is from RefSeq and is a predicted model, not a curated record. Gene Ontology annotation, molecular function: ABC-type transporter activity; lipid carrier activity. Gene Ontology annotation, cellular component: membrane; intracellular membrane-bounded organelle. Gene Ontology annotation, biological process: lipid transport; transmembrane transport.